Molecule: messenger RNA, 387 nt
Organism: Leishmania major strain Friedlin
Lineage: Eukaryota; Euglenozoa; Kinetoplastea; Trypanosomatida; Trypanosomatidae
Exons: 1
Coding region: 1-387 (128 amino acids)
Source: RefSeq, a predicted model, not a curated record
AUGUCCGUUCAGGCCUUCGAGUUCUCCAGUAGCAUUCUGAGCCCCAAGUAUGUCGGACUGUCACCGUUCCGCGCGCCCAAAGAGUCGCGGCUCGACACGAGUCCGCCUGGGGUUCUAUCUUCCAUGUGCGAGUACACAAUGUGCGCGAAGCGCGCACUCAACACGCGCAUCAUCGGAUUUGCUGAGCCGACGCUGCAGCAGUGCAUCGAGGAGUUCGCACGCGCUUUAAAGGCCAGCACGUUUAUACAAGACAAGGACGCGACGUCGGCGUUGCUGCGGCAGAGGCGGGGCACCGUCGACCCGUCGCAGCUGCCGUGGUCGCCGAGACCCGAGUAUCUGGCGUGGCUGCGAGCCCAGGGCCGCCUUGAAGAGACCGUGUCGUUAUAG